AUGUGUGCGACGACGACCGAUAGCGGCCGAGCGGUUCGUUGCCGCCACCACCACGGCACCGCCGCCGGAUACACGGUGUCGCUGUGUCGCAAAUCCACAAUAAUACAUAAUAUCAUAUGCUCACUAAAAACCACUCGGCAUCAUACUGGUAUCAGAAAACGGCACAUGGAAACUGGCAAAUGCGGCUACAUCUGUAAAACAUGCCUCGGAUAA
Molecule: messenger RNA, 213 nt
Organism: Macrosiphum euphorbiae (potato aphid)
Lineage: Eukaryota; Metazoa; Arthropoda; Insecta; Hemiptera; Aphididae
Source: the annotation of a GenBank genome assembly